ACAAGGGGUCAGUAAUGUAUAAAAACAGCAAACGCAUCUUAGAUCUCUCAUAAGUGAAAUCUCUCGUACAUCGGCGUUACGUUGUCUCGCGAAAAAAUUAUUGAAUUCUAUACAUCUAUUUAUAUAAGUGUUAUCAUGUUUUGUAAAAUGCCAAUAAGCUUACUUGCUAUAGCAUUUCUCUUCUUAAUCCUUAUUUCGGAUGGUGAAGCUCAGGUAAAUUUUUCUACUGGAUGGGGUCAGGGUAAAAGGAGCCAAGAUAUGCGGGUUAGAUCCAGUAACACGGAUUGUUUAUCGCAAAACACGUCACUGGAACAGUUAUUAAAAUUAUAUUCAUUUAUUCAGAUCGAAGCGCAGAGGAUCUUGGAUUGUCAAAACUUGAACAAAUGAAUCAGGACAGCAUCAUUGUUCUUAUGAAACAGAUUUGUGCCAGACUAUUCCCAGAGCCUAAACUAAGACAAUGAUAUUUGAAUAAAUACAUUAUAACUGCACAGAAUGUUAUAAUUUCUAAUUUUCCUUUCACCGUCAUUAAUUAAGAACUGAUGUACAUGAUACUAAUGUUUUAUUUUAUUUAUCUUAUCGUAUCAUGACAAAAUUUUCCUAUUAAAAGGCAUGAGCAUCUGAAACUGAUUAUUGCCAUCUGCUUGUUGCAUGCUUUGUACAUAUUUAUUUUAGUUAAUAUUGAAACAAGUGACGAACGACGUACAGCCGAUCUUUUUGCAAAAAAACAUUUAUUAUCGCAAAGUAUCUAUCUAUUAUAAACGUCGCAUUAUUGCAAAUGUAGUCUUAAAGAAUAAACGGAUAUUAAUUGUAAUCUGAA
Linepithema humile (Argentine ant) is the source of this 817-nucleotide messenger RNA. NCBI's taxonomy places the organism in Eukaryota, Metazoa, Arthropoda, Insecta, Hymenoptera, Formicidae. The record is from RefSeq and is a predicted model, not a curated record.